GGGCGGCUGCCCUCCAUCCCCAUCUCUCUCUGCAUCUCUGCCCUCUUGCAGUGUGUCUUGCUGGGUUUACCUCCCUGGGUUUGCUUUUUGUGUGUUUCUCAUUUCCGUGCACUCCUCAUCCGUUUUCCGAGGCUUGUCACGUUCCAGGCCCCGUGUUGGGUGAUGCAGGGUUCCCUGAGAUAAGCAGACCCAGCUUCUUCGCUUGAAAACCCCACCCAGUGGGAUCUGUGCUCAGAUGGAGGCGGCUGAGGCAUUGUGAGAGACCAGAGGAGGAACGCCCACCCUACCUCUAAUUUGACAGGAAGUGGGGUCUUUCCUGCAAAGAGGGGAGCUUAGGCUCUUAGAGGGAGAAGAGACAUCAGUACAGACAUAGUACAAAGAAGAGCCCAGCAUGUUUGGGGGGAAGCAUGGGGUUGGAGCCUGGUUGGGGUGGCUGAAGCUGUCAUCAGGACCACAGAGGAGAUGGGAUCUUGUCAAGGGUAUUGGAAGCCCUGGAGGGCUCCGAACAGGCAUAGAGCAGGUAGAGAAAGACCCCUCUUAGGCCAUGUGGAGGAUGCACUCGGUCCAGAGCUGGGGGGAUGGCCAGGAGGCAAAGAGAUUCAGGGGUGGAGAGAUUCAGGGACACGAGGGAUUUGGCCGGUUGGGCGAGAGAAGAGCAGGGAGGGCCGAGGACAGUGCCCUGAGGUUUAGUCAGGUGACCAUGUAGACCACGAGACUGUCCCCAUACGGGGACACAGGAGGAGGAUGACUUUGCAGGACUUGGUGAGGGACCCGUGAGAAGAGACCCAGAGGCAUUUGGUUUCAGACUUCAUGCUAUGGCUGAAAGCAAAGUCUUUCUGUGGAAGCUUUAAUUGUGACAAAAUUUGAAUGAACACAUUGCAGUUCUAGUAGCUGGUUUGCAGUUUUUGUCCCUUAGGGCAUUUGGUUCUGUGACAUUAGGGAUGUUUUCCUUUUUUUUCUUUUCUUUUCAUAAUUUUGACAGUGUUCUUCUUCCCACCUACUCGGGCCAUUUGACUAGAACCGAUCAGUUCUGUGCAGAGGAGACCCAGCUUGGGGAGCAGUUAGGUGCGAAGGACAGACAGUCAGGACGCGUCCACAGAUCCCCCCAGGAAGGUGGCUUUUGGAGACCACCAUCUGUUUACCUCCCUUUGCAGCCCAACAUGCCAGGAUGUUCUCCGGCUGGGGACCCAGUACUUUUACUUCAGUUGAGUGAGUGCAGAUGAAGGGGUGGACUAAGGCCCUGGCAUCCAAAACAUAAGGUUCUUUGUGAUGCCUCUCCCGCAGGAUGCCUGGGGGCCUGAGGCCAGCUGAGGCCACGGGAAGAUGCCUGGGGGCCUGAGGCCAGCUGAGGCCACGGGAAUUACAUCCUCGGGUCAUCCUGACUCUGGGGGCAGCGUGGACUAACACCCAACCACUUGUGUUGUUAUUUUUUAUUAUCCUGGUAAUAAUGCACAUACAUAAUAAUACAGAUAACAGAAAAUGUACCAUGUUAACCAUUUUAAAGUCUACAGUUUAGUGGCAUUGAGUACAUUCCCCAUGUUGGGCAGAGAGCAUUUCCACUCUCUAAUUCUAGAACUUUUUCAUCAUCCAAAACAGAAACCCCACACCCAUUAAGGAGUCACUCCCCAAGCCCCUGACCCCAGCAUCUGCCAACAAUAAAUCUGCUUUCUGUCCUUAUCUCCCCGUAUUUUUAUUUAUUUAUCUAUUUAUCUAUCUAUUUAUUUAUUUAUUUGGCCAUGCGGCUUGCAGGAUCUUAGUUCCCCGACCAGGGAUCGAACCCGGGGCCCCAGCAAUGAAGGUGCCGAGUCCUAACCACUGGACCACCAGGGAAUUCCUGGACAUGCUCUUUGAAGGCAUGAAGGCGUUCAAAGGCAGGGACCAGUGCGUGCGCCUCUUCCGACCUUGGCUCAACAUGGACCGGAUGCUGCGCUCGGCCCUGCGCCUCUGCCUGCCGAGUUUUGACAAGGUCGAGUUGCUCCAGUGCAUCCGCCGGCUGGUGGAAGUGGACAAGGACUGGGUUCCCGACAGCUCCGGCACCAGCCUCUAUGUGCGGCCUGUGUUAAUUGGGAAUGAGCCCUCGCUAGGUGUCGGCAAACCCACGCGAGCCCUCCUGUUCGUCAUUCUCUGCCCGGUGGGCGCGUACUUCCCUGGAGAUGCCUUGAGCCCUGUCUCUCUCCUGGCCGACCCAUCAUUCAUCCGGGCCUGGGUGGGUGGGGUCGGUGACUACAAGCUGGGGGGGAAUUACGGGCCCACCGUGCUUGUGCAGCAGGAGGCCCUAAAGAAGGGGUGUGAACAGGUCCUGUGGCUGUACGGGCCUGACCACCAGCUCACUGAGGUGGGCACUAUGAACAUCUUCAUCUUCUGGACCCACGAGGAUGGGGCACUGGAACUGGUGACCCCCCCACUGGACGGUGUCAUCCUGCCUGGAGUAGUUCGACAGAGUCUGCUGGACCUGGCUCGGACCUGGGGUGAGUUCCGGGUGGCAGAGCGUAAGAUCACCAUGAAGGAGUUCCUGCAGGCGCUGGAGGACGGCCGGGUUCGAGAAGUCUUCGGUUCAGGCACCGCUUGCCAGGUCUGCCCUGUGCACCGAAUCCUGUACCAAGGCAAGCACCUCCACAUUCCCACCAUGGAAAACGGGCCUGAGCUUAUCCUCCGCUUCCACAAGGAGCUGAAGGCGAUCCAGUAUGGAACAAAAGCCCACGAGUGGAUGCUACCUGUGUGAUGCUGCGGGCUGUGCCGGACCACUCCACGGAUCCACCGACCUGUAGCAUCCAGUCCCUGUUGGACCUUCGCCUCCAUACCAGUGAUUCACCUGAAGUGCAAUAUGAAAUAAAAGGCGGCGGGGCCUGUGUUUCCGGUGCCCCCACGUUACACUCCCAAAGCCAUAAGGGCCCGACCCAGGCGUCUUGGCCCCUAGCCCCGCCACUCAGGCCUUGGGGACCUGGACUCCCCGCUGCUCCGUGUUGUGGGGUCAAGGAUACACCUUGACUCAGACUCUGCAUCUCCAUUUUCAGGCCGGAUCAACCGGUGCUGCUGUUGAUUUUUUUUCCUAGCUGCAAUUUUGAAAUAAAAUGCCAAAGAACAAGC
Molecule: messenger RNA, 3087 nt
Organism: Mesoplodon densirostris (Blainville's beaked whale)
Lineage: Eukaryota; Metazoa; Chordata; Mammalia; Artiodactyla; Ziphiidae
Gene: BCAT2
Product: branched chain amino acid transaminase 2
Exons: 9
Coding region: 1793-2722 (309 amino acids)
Biological process (GO): L-valine biosynthetic process; L-leucine biosynthetic process
Cellular component (GO): mitochondrion
Molecular function (GO): branched-chain-amino-acid:2-oxoglutarate transaminase activity
Source: RefSeq, a predicted model, not a curated record